ACUCCUUACAAAUUGCACUUGUUGUGUUUAGAGAAGAAGUUUUGCUCUCGACUCAAUUGAGGUGUAAGGGCGUCGGCCCGCCUCUUAACUAACACCACAAGAAUGCAAACGAUGAACGCCAAGCUGGCUCAAUGCCAGGCUGGCCGGCUUGCUACGGCAAACGUUAUCAGCAGGCCACGUUCCCUGGCUGCUACGUCCCAAGCGCCCUGGCCGACAGCAACCGCAACAGUUAUCCCCUCGGUCACCACCUUUGGUGCAGCUCUUGCUAAGGCUUUCGCUGGCGCAACCCGACCCCAGACUGUUUGCCGUACCGCCACAAUUGACGCCCCCGCUGCCGCCGCCACCACAGCUGGAGGUCAGACGGUUCGCGAGGACGUCCGCAACAUCGCCAUCAUCGCGCACGUCGACCACGGCAAGACCACGCUGGUGGAUGCCAUGCUCAAGCAGUCCAAGGUGUUCCGCGAUAACCAGAACACCGCUGAGCGCAUCAUGGAUAGCAACGAUCUGGAGCGCGAGAGGGGCAUCACCAUUCUCGCCAAGAACACCGCCGUACGCUACCGCGGAAUCAAGGUCAACAUCAUUGACACCCCCGGGCACGCGGAUUUCGGUGGUGAGGUGGAGCGCGUGAUCAACAUGUGCGAUGGUGUGCUGCUGCUUGUGGACAGUGUGGAGGGCCCAAUGCCCCAGACCCGCUUCGUGCUGCGUAAGGCCCUGGAGCUGCAGAAGCGCGUGGUGGUGGUGGUCAACAAGAUCGACCGCCCCGCGGCACGCCCCGAGUGGGUCAUCGACUCCACCUUCGAGCUCUUCAUGGACCUGGGGGCGAGUGACGAGCUGUGCGAGUUCCCCGUGGUGUACGCAUCGGGCGUGAACGGCAUUGCGGGUCUAAGUGCGGAGGAUCUGUCGGUGGAUCUGGAGCCGCUGUUCGAGACCAUUGUCAAGGAGAUCCGCCCCCCCACCGUCACCCCCGCCGCCCCGCUGCAGCUGCUGUGCGCCAACAUCGACUACGACGAGCACAAGGGGCGCAUCGCCAUCGGGCGCGUGACCUCGGGGACCAUCAAGAGGGGGCAGACCGUUGCGGUGUGCAGCUCCCUAGAGCCCGGCAAGGUACGGCAGGCCAAGAUCGCCGAGCUGUUCGUGUACGACAACUUCUCCCGCGUGCCGGUGGAGGAGGUGGAGGCGGGCGACAUCUGCGCGCUGAGCGGCAUUGCGGACAUCAAGAUUGGGGAGACCAUUGCGCAGCGGGAGGCGGCGGUGCCGCUACCCACCAUCAAGGUUGAGGACCCCACCGUGUCCAUGACCUUCAAGGUCAACACCUCCCCCUUCGCCGGCAAGGAGGGCAAGUACGUCACCAGUCGCAACCUGAAGGACCGCCUGGACCGCGAGCUGGAGAGGAACCUGGCGCUCAGGGUUGAGCCGGGCGAGACGUCCGACUCGUUUGUGGUGUCGGGUCGCGGCACGCUGCACCUGGGGAUUCUCAUUGAGAACAUGCGGCGCGAGGGGUACGAGUUUGAGAUUGGGCCGCCAAAGGUCAUCACUCGCGAGGUUGACGGCAAGACGUGCGAGCCGUUCGAGGAGGCGAUUGUGGAUGUUCCUGAGACCUACGUUGGCUCGGUGGUGGAGCUCUUCGCGCAGCGCAAGGGCGAGAUGGUGGACCUCAUCCCAUCCAUCCAGGGCGCCUCGCGUGUCAAGUUCCGGAUCGCGACCCGCGGCCUGCUGGGGCUGAAGAACGCGCUGCUGACCGCUACUCGCGGGCUGGGGGUCAUGAACACACUGUUCCUGGAGUAUGCCCCGGUGGCGGGUGAGAUCCUGAUGCGUGAGAACGGCUCGCUGGUCGCUUUCGAGACGGGACAGGUGACGUCAUACGCGCUGGAGAGUGCCCAGGAGCGGGGGCAGAUGUUCAUACGACCGGGAGAUGCGGUGUACGAGGGACAGUGUGUGGGUGUUCACGCCAAGGCGGGCGACCUGCGUGUCAACGUGUGCAAGACCAAGCAGCUGACCAACAUGCGGGCGGCAUCCAAGGAAAUCAAGGUUGGGCUGGAUGAGCCGCGCAUCAUGGGGCUGGAUGACGCACUUGAGUACAUCAACGACGAUGAGAUGGUGGAGGUGACCCCCAAGAGUGUGCGCAUUCGCAAGGACCCCUCCGCCUCCAACAAGCGCAAGGGCGGCAGGUAAAGCAAGGUGAAGAGGUCCCUAGCUUUGCCAGCGCUAGGGGUACGGCAGGCGAGGCGGUGCAGGGUGGGCGGGAAGGCUUCCCAGGGUGUGGCGAGCCAUGCGGAAGACGGAAAGGUGUGUGUCUUAAGUCUGGCAGGCAAAGGGAGUAAUUUCUGGGUCGGUUUCUUGAGCCGUUUUGGGAGCAUGUGGCAUAGAUCUUGUGAAGUGCGCUUACAUUCGGGGCAGCGCGUGUGUGAUUGAAGUGGUAUUCUGUUGAGGCUUGUGAAAGUGGUGUUGAGGGACAGCGAGUGGCUGAGUGGCGAUCCCACAUUGGGAGGGAGGAGAGUGGUGUGAGUGGAGGUUGGAGAGCGGUGUUGCACGCUAGCGGAGGGCCCCGAGGUUGGGUUCAUAGGUGAUGCAGGCUGAGUGGGUGCGAGAGAGUCGCGUCAAGUCGCGUCAUCUGCUUUGUUUGCUAGGAGGUUUGGGUAGUGCUUAAAUGUGGGGCGCGUGUUGUGUGGUGUGGUGUGGUAGUUUGUACGCGGUUCCAAGCCCCUUCGCCGGAGCAGAUCUUGUUGUUGCGGUGUAACUGGCUUUUUGGAUGACGAUAUUGGUCCAGGUUGCUUGAGGGCAUGUCAAGGCAUGGUUUUGUUGGUGACGGCGCUUCUUAGAGCAAGUAGGGUUUGUCGACGGGCGGGACGAACAUGCGAGUUUGCGGCUGACGGUUAGGACAGGUGUGUGAUUCGAGGUAUGGCGUCAACUAGCAUGGUGUUGGCUGUGGUUUCGGUGGUGGUGGUGGUGGUGGAAACUUCUCUUGAGUGGAAGCGAAGUUCGUCUCAUUCGUAUUGAUUGUCUGCUGUGAGCGUCAUCCACAGGCGCGUGGGAGGUGCGAGUAUGUUGCCGCUUGCAUUCCCACUGCUGCUGCUGCUGAGAUGCGGUCCCCUGUUCCUGUUUUCUGGAAGCUAGCGUGGAUCUGAGUACUUACCGGUAAUCACAUGCAACACCGGUAAUCACAUGCAACACCGGUAAUCACAUGCAACACCGGUAAUCACAUGCAACACCCAUAUAGCCAUGACCAGUUGUGGUUUGUAUGUUGGCUUAGUGUCGAAAGUGCUGCUGAGGUAGCUGCAGCUGUGUGUUUGCUGGCUUCAAGUAGUGGACGCUGGGAGUAAUGUGGCAGGUGGUGCGACCGAUAUUGAGUCAAACGAUACCUAAUGACAGCAGGGAGCGGUUACUGAGCACUGUAAAACCAGCC
This is a messenger RNA of Astrephomene gubernaculifera, 3403 nucleotides long. The record is from the annotation of a GenBank genome assembly. NCBI's taxonomy places the organism in Eukaryota, Viridiplantae, Chlorophyta, Chlorophyceae, Chlamydomonadales, Astrephomenaceae.